AUGAGUUCCAUGUUGAGAAGCGAUGCAAUGUCAAUGUGCGAUGUCUAUCUGCAGCCAGAAGCCGCAUUCGAUAUUGUGUCACGAUUCGGUGAAAUGGGUUGCUUGCAAUUUUUGGACGUUAAUGAAGAUAUCAAGCCAUAUUUACGUAAGUUUGCGUCGGAAGUUUGCCGUUGUGCUGAGAUGGAACGCCGGCUUCAUUACAUGGAGUCUGAGAUGAAAAAGGACGAUAUUGAAAUUUCUGAUCUCGACCAAGACCCUCCGGCAUUGCAACCGAACGAAAUGUCUCAGUUUGAAAAUGCUUUGGAGAAAUGGGAAGAUGACAUCGUAGGCAUGUCCGAAAAUCAAACGGGUUUAUUAAACAACUAUUUGGAAUUGCGAGAAAUGUUAUACGUUUUGAUUCAAAUAGGUCCUUUACUCGGUAACGCUGAAAUUGCACCGGAUUCACUUUUGUCAAGAAAAGGAGGAGGUGAAACUGCAAGGAUUGGUGGUCGUCUUGUGGUCAUAUCUGGUGUGGUGCAACGUAACCGAAGCUUCCCAUUCGAGACAAUGCUUUGGAGAGUAUCUCGGGGUAACAUUUAUUAUAGGCAAGCUAGCCAGGACGCUACUUUACAAGAUCCGUAUACUGGCAAGGAUAUACGCAAAGUGGCAUUUUUAGCAAUUUGCCAAGGAGAACAGCUUAGUACUCGAAUGGAAAAGGUGUGCACGGGAUUCCGAGUCAACGUUUAUCCUUGUCCGGAAACAAAAGCUGAGAGACAGGAGAUGAUAAAUAAACUUUACCACAGGAUUGGUGAUUUAGAACAAGUCUUAAAGAAAACUAAGUAUCACCGCUGUAAGGCACUCAAAACGGUGGGCAAGCAGUGGAGUACGUGGAUGAUGCAAGUCAAAAAGACUAAAGCUAUAUACCAUACUAUGAAUUUAUUUACUCUGGAUAUAACUAAGAACUGUCUUAUCGGGAAAUGUUGGGUUCCUGAUAUGGAUUUGAUAAAAGUGAAUGAUGUGAUGGAACAAUGUUCGGCCAAAAUUGGUACUAAUGUACCCUCUUUUAUGUCUAAAACGGAGACUAUCGCCACGCCACCGACGUACCAUCGUACCAAUAAAUUUACUAGUGGUUUUCAAGCGUUGAUUAAUGCUUAUAGUGAGUCAUCGUACGGGGAAUUAAAUCCAGUUUGCUUACAACAGGAUUAUGACCGAGAACUCUAUGAAAAUGAAGAUUUCUAUAAUUAUUGGUAUAAUACACAUGAUAUUUGGACUAUUUUUAAGCUUGUUCAAUCACAUGAGCAGGCCGCGAGGGCUGAUGACGAUGUUAAUGUAUUUAUAAUGACCACCGUUUGGUCUAAUGGCCAGAGUAUUGAAAAUUUUCGUCCAGGGGUUAAAUUCCAGUCAAUGCAGACAGAGAAAUUGAAGGCUAAAAUAAGUCAAUUUAGAAGGUAUCAACGAAGAGAUUCUGAUAAAAAAGCGGAGGAUUUGUUGCUGGCCGAAGUUGCUAAAUAUUCAAUUCCUUUUGGGGAAUUAAUGAUCCAUCAGGCGAUACGUAGUAUUGAAUUUGUUCUAAGCACCGUAUCACAUACUGCUUCAUAUCUACGUCUGUGGGCGCUAUCGUUAGCACAUGAACAGCUGUCAGAUAUGUUAUGGCAGAUGAUAAUGUCAAAAUUAGCGCUUAAGGAUCGAACCCCAUAUGGUUCUUUGAAGAUAUUUAUUGUUUUUUCUAUUUGGGCUAUUUUCGCGGUUUCUAUACUAGUUGUUAUGGAAGGACUGUCAGCUUUUCUUCAUACAUUGCGUCUACAUUGGGUGGAAUUUAUGAGCAAAUUCUAUGAAGGCAAUGGUUAUCCUUUUCAACCUUUAACGUUCGAAGAUUUACGAGUCGGCGGUGAUAACGAUAAGGACUCAGAAACAAUGUGCAAGAAGACAAAACUACUUAAUAAGUAA
Parnassius apollo (apollo) is the source of this 1926-nucleotide messenger RNA. NCBI's taxonomy places the organism in Eukaryota, Metazoa, Arthropoda, Insecta, Lepidoptera, Papilionidae. The record is from the annotation of a GenBank genome assembly.